GAACACCCACCAAACCAAAGCAAUACAAUACAAAUAAAUACCAACCACCCACCAUAGUUGAAACUUGAACAAGCCUUUUUAAGUCAGUCUCCAUCUGUCCUACAUUAAGUCUAAACUCCGCCACAACAACACUAUAUAGCCAACCAAACCAACCAACUAAACCAACCACUUGGUACUGUGGACACACAGAGAGAGAGAAAGAAUGGCGAGCUCUGGAUCAACAUUGGAGGACAUACCUUCGGUUGACAUCAUGACUGAACUCCUCCGUCGCUUCAAGUGCAACUCCAAGCCUGACAAGCGCCUCGUUCUUGUUGGUCCACCUGGAUCUGGAAAGGGUACACAGUCACCAAUUAUUAAGGAUGAUUAUUGCUUGUGCCAUUUGGCUACUGGUGAUAUGCUAAGAGCUGCAGUUGCUGCAGAGACUCCUCUUGGAAUUAAGGCUAAAGAAGCAAUGGUGAAGGGAGAACUUGUAUCUGAUGAUUUGGUUGUUGGGAUUAUUGAUGAAGCUAUGAAGAAGCCAUCAUGCAAGAAGGGUUUCAUUUUGGAUGGUUUCCCAAGGACCUUGGUUCAAGCACAAAAGCUUGAUGAGAUGCUUGAGAAGCAGGGGGUUAAAAUUGAUAAGGUGCUCAACUUUGCAAUUGAUGAUUCCAUAUUGGAGGAGAGGAUCACUGGUCGAUGGAUACACCCUUCCAGUGGUAGAUCUUACCAUACAAAAUUUGCACCUCCCAAGGUUCCUGGUGUUGAUGAUGUCUCAGGAGAACCUUUGAUUCAACGAAAAGAUGAUACUGCAGAAGUUCUCAAGUCAAGGCUGGCAGGCUUUCAUAAACAAACUGAACCGGUUAUCGAUUAUUAUGGAAAGAAGGGUGUUCUUGCACACCUUCAUGCGGAGAAAACCCCAAAUGAGGUCACUGCUGAGGUUCAGAAGGUUCUCUCUUCAUAAUUUUCACCCCUUUUUGUGUUAUUAAAUCAUGUCUCAAAAAAACUAAUUUGUAAUCCGAUAUAUUGUCGGAUCGGCUGGUUUCCCCUUCCAAUCAAGUUUUUUAUGCCAGGCUUCUAGCUGUUUUAAGAGUUUCAUGGGUGCUUUUGACUUGGUUGAAUAAUAAGUUCACAGUAAAAUUUGAGAAUUUUGUGACAAUUUUUUGGAAAUGAUCACUCUUCUAAAUACUUUUCUUUCAA
Molecule: messenger RNA, 1176 nt
Organism: Quercus robur (English oak)
Lineage: Eukaryota; Viridiplantae; Streptophyta; Magnoliopsida; Fagales; Fagaceae
Product: adenylate kinase 4-like
Exons: 6
Coding region: 203-940 (245 amino acids)
Biological process (GO): nucleobase-containing compound metabolic process
Cellular component (GO): mitochondrion; cytoplasm
Molecular function (GO): AMP kinase activity; ATP binding
Source: RefSeq, a predicted model, not a curated record